Molecule: messenger RNA, 789 nt
Organism: Paramecium sonneborni
Lineage: Eukaryota; Ciliophora; Oligohymenophorea; Peniculida; Parameciidae
Source: the annotation of a GenBank genome assembly
AUGAAAAAUAGUAUUGGAUAGUUCAUGGCUGAUUUAAAGCAUGCUAUUUAAGAAUUUGAGGAAAGUAAAAUAAUGGAAGAAAUUGUUCCAAGAAAAUUCAAUAAUUAAAAUGUUAAUGAAAAUUAAGACAUGGAAGGAUUAACAUAAUGUCUUUCAGUACCACUUUACGAUCUAUUAGAUCGAGGAGGCAAAAGAAUAAGACCUUAUUUUUGUAUGUUAAUUGCAGAUUUAUUUUUACAAAGUCGUAAAUUAGUUUACGAAGUUGCAGGCUGUGUUGAAAUUAUUCAUAAUGGUACUUUAAUUAUAGACGAUAUUGAAGAUAGCAGGUGAUAAUUUCUUUAUAAUUUUUUUAGUAAAGUAAGAAGAAAUGAUUAAUGUAUCCACAUAAAAUAUGGAUUAGAUGUAGCAGCAAAUGCUUCAAGUUAUGCUUAUUUUGCUCCUUUAUAGUAUUUUUUGAAUAAAACAAAAUAUUCCAAUGAAAUGAAAUUAAAAAUAUUGCAAAUAUGUAUUCAAAAUAUGACAGAGGCACAUUUAGGAUAAGCUUGGGAUAUAAAAUGGCAUCGUUCAACUGAUUAUAUUNCCAAAAUAUAUUAUUAAUUUUAUAUAUGUUUAAUUAGUAUUUUCUCUUUAUAUAAAUAUUUUUAUCUAUCAACUAAUUUAUUGUAUUUUACAUUUGUUUAUUACAAAACUCAAUUUUUCAUUUAAAAAAUUUAAAACCCCUAAAAUCCAUAGAAUUAUUAAAAUAAAAAGAAAUAAAUUUAAGAAAUUUCGAAAAUUUAUAUUGAAUGA